Pipistrellus nathusii (Nathusius's pipistrelle) is the source of this 1950-nucleotide messenger RNA. The record is from the annotation of a GenBank genome assembly. NCBI's taxonomy places the organism in Eukaryota, Metazoa, Chordata, Mammalia, Chiroptera, Vespertilionidae.
AUGAAGAAGCUCCAGGAAGCUCAACUGCGAAAGCCCGUCACUCCAGACCUGCUGAUGACCCCCAGUGACCAGGGUGAUGUAGACCUGGAUGUGGACUUUGCCGCAGACCGGGGGAACUGGACAGGCAAACUGGACUUCUUGCUGUCCUGCAUUGGCUACUGUGUGGGUCUGGGGAACGUCUGGCGUUUCCCCUAUCGAGCCUACACCAACGGAGGAGGUGCCUUCCUCGUGCCCUACUUCCUCAUGCUGGCCAUCUGCGGCAUCCCUCUCUUCUUCCUCGAGCUCUCUCUGGGCCAGUUCUCCAGCCUGGGACCCCUGGCCGUCUGGAAAAUCAGCCCCCUUUUCAAAGGUGCCGGCGCGGCCAUGCUGCUCAUUGUGGGCCUGGUGGCCAUCUACUACAACAUGAUCAUCGCCUACGUCCUCUUCUACCUCUUCGCCUCCCUCACCAGCGACCUGCCCUGGCAGCACUGUGGCAACUGGUGGAACACAGACCUCUGCCUUGAGCACAGAGGCUCCAAGGAUGGCAACGGGGCCCUGCCCCUCAACCUCACCAGCACCGUCAGCCCCAGCGAGGAGUACUGGAGCCGCUACGUUCUCCACAUCCAAGGCAGCCAGGGCAUCGGCAGCCCCGGGGGGAUCCGCUGGAACCUCUGCCUCUGCCUGCUGCUCGCCUGGGUCAUCGUGUUCCUCUGUAUCCUCAAGGGUGUGAAGUCCUCAGGCAAGGUGGUGUAUUUCACGGCCACGUUCCCCUACCUCAUUCUGGUCAUGCUGCUGAUCCGUGGAGUCACUCUCCCUGGGGCCUGGAAGGGCAUCAAGUUCUAUCUCACCCCCCAGUUCCACUACCUGCUGUCUUCCAAGGUGUGGAUCGAAGCUGCCCUUCAGAUCUUCUACUCUUUGGGGGUGGGCUUCGGGGGCCUCCUCACCUUUGCCUCCUACAACACGUUUCACCAGAACAUCUAUCGAGACACCUUCAUCGUCACUCUGGGCAACGCCAUCACCAGCAUCCUGGCUGGCUUCGCCAUCUUCUCCGUGCUGGGCUACAUGUCUCAGGAGCUGGACGUGCCUGUGGGCCAAGUUGCCAAAGCAGGCCCCGGCCUGGCCUUUGUCGUCUACCCGCAGGCCAUGACCAUGCUGCCUCUGUCGCCCUUCUGGUCCUUUCUCUUCUUCUUCAUGCUGCUGACUCUCGGUUUGGACAGUCAGUUUGCCUUUCUGGAGACCAUUGUGACAGCUGUGACGGAUGAGUUCCCCUACUACCUGCGACCCAAGAAGGUCGUGUUCUCAGGGCUCAUCUGCGUGGCCAUGUACCUGAUGGGGCUGGUCCUCACCACGGACGGGGGCAUGUACUGGCUGGUCCUUCUAGACGAUUACAGCGCCAGCUUCGGGCUCAUGGUGGUGGUGAUUACCACAUGCCUCGCUGUCACCCGGGUAUAUGGCAUCCAGAGGUUCUGCCGGGACAUCCAUAUGAUGCUGGGCUUCAAGCCGGGCAUCUACUUCAGGGCCUGCUGGCUGUUCCUGACCCCGGCCACCCUCCUGGCCCUGCUGGUGUACAGCAUCGUCAAGUACCAGCCCUCAGAGUACGGCACCUACCGCUUCCCUGCCUGGGCGGAGCUGCUGGGCAUCCUGAUGGGCCUGCUGUCCUGCCUCCUGAUCCCAGCCGGCAUGCUGGUGGCUGUGCUUCGAGAGGAGGGCUCACUCUGGGAGAGGCUCCAGCAGGCCAGCCGGCCCACCAUGGACUGGGGCCCGUCACUGGAGGAGAACCGGACGGGCAUGUACGUGGCCACGCUGCCAGGUAGCCAGUCGCCCAAGCCGCUGAUGGUGCACAUGCGCAAUUCUCCCCCAUUCCAGCAGCAGAGAUCUGCCAGGGGUCUCUUCCGUGCAAGAGUGACAACUCCUGCUGCAUGUGGCCUGAGCCUGGAUAAGAUGGGGUCGCAGCUUCAAGCCAGAGGCUGA